AUGAUCAGUGGAACCAUCAAAUCCACACCCACGUAUUGGCUCCCCGCGCUCUGCAACAUUCCACCAGCCCAUCUCCGGCGAUCGGAAGCUCUCUGCAGAGAAUUUAGAAAAAUACAAAACAAUCCCCAACUCCAAAUCCAUGAAGAUAUCGCUCAACUAGGGCACAGGCUCCGCUCCAGAAAACCUCCAAUUCAAACAGCGGCAGCGCUUAUAUCCAAUAACUUCCACCUACAAGACGAAUGGGCUCAGAUGUGGUUCUACACUACCGAGAGGAACCUGGUGCUCCCUAAAUCGGAUCCGUACAGAAUGCGGUGUUUGUGCGGACUCUCUGCACAAAUGGGGCAAAUCAGAAACCAACUGCUGCGACUGUGGAAGGCGACAAACCAUCCGCCACCUAGCAUACGACGAAUGAUUCGGAAAGAGAUCGACAGUUUGCGGUUCAAGAUCACUUUGAUCAGUUGCAUUAUUCAAUUCGAUCUAUUGCCAAGCGAUUAUUUGAGAAAGUGGAACCUAAGAUGCCCCUCCAAGAUUAAUUGUCGUGUAUGUGGCAAGCGCCACCAUACUUUAGUGCAUUUUGGAAAUGCUACUACCCCCUCCCCGUCGAAUGAAGCUCCCCCUGCUCCCGGCAACCAGGAAGGGAAGGUUGCCCUGAGCGUGACCCCCUCCCAAAGAAAAUCCCCUGCUCUCCAUAUAGAGGCUUUAGUUAUUCCAUCUAUUUGUGAUAAGGUACCCUACCAGGUGAUUGAUAAGCAGAAUCUAAAGCAUCUCAGGUCCCUACCCUUGGCUGAUCCCCACUUCUGUGAACCCAACGAAAUAGACGUGCUUUUAGGGGCAGAGGUUUACGGAGAUAUUUGUUUGCCUGGAUUUAGAAAAGGACAGAACGGUGGCCCAUGCGCUUUUCGGACCAUCUUCGGAUGGGUUGUCCUAGGAAAAGUGAAUUCUUUAGAACCAUCUUCUCCAUUUAGUUUUUAUACCACUGUGAGUACUGCUGCUGAUGUUUCUUUGAAGAGAUUUUGGGAACUCGAGUCCGUCCCUUCAAAGACCUUUAUGUCUCCUGAAGACAAAUUGUGCGAGGAGAUCUUUCUCUCUACCCAUUCCCGUGCCCCUUCAGGUAGAUACGUCGUAUCCUUACCCUUUAAGGAUAAACACCCUUCACUUGGUGAAUCUUACCCUCAAGCCCUUGGGCGAUUCCAGUUGUUAGAGGCGCGUUUGGCCAAGAACCCAACUUUGCGAUUAGCCUACAACGAGUUCUUGAAAGAUUAUUGGGAACAAGGUCACAUGGCACUCGUUAGCGACCUGCCCCCCUCUCCCCAAGGUUACUACAUUCCUCAUCACGCCGUCUGGAAGCCACAUAGCGAACCCAUUAAAUUGCGUGUUGUGUUUGAUGCUUCAGCUAAAACUUCCAACGGACGGUCUCUGAACGAUCUUCUAUUUACGGGUCCCAAGCUCCAACCCGACAUUGGAGCCAUUUUGCUCAUCUUUCGACUGUACGGUGUGGUUUUCACCACCGAUAUUCGUCAGAUGUAUCGUCAAAUCCUAGUGAGUGACGCCGACCACCUCUUCCAGCGGAUUCUGUGGCGUUUUGAUCCCCGCAAAGCAGUGCGAGAGUACGUCUUGUCAACGGUGGUCUAUGGACUAAGUUGUAGCCCAUACUUGGCUAUUCGCGUGUUGCGUCAGCUUGCUAGGGACGAAGGAGCGCGUUACCCGUUAGCAGCCCGUCUCCUAGAUUGCCAAACCUACAUCGACGACAUUAUCGGAGGAACAGACUCGUUGGAGGAAGCCCGUGAGUUGAGGGAUCAAUUAGUAUCGCUGCUAAAAUUGGGUGGUUUCGAGUUGCGCAAAUGGGCGAGCAACUCCCCCGAGUUAUUGAGUUCACUCCCCGCUUCACAUCAUCAACCCGUUUCCCUAUGCGGAGACGACAAUCCCAGUUUAAAGGUGUUGGGAUUGCAGUGGUGUCCCUUACGGGAUGUGUUCUCCUACCGCAUCCAAGUAGCGGAUAGGACGUGCACAAAAAGGAAUAUUUUGUCGCAAGUAGCCCAAAUAUACGAUCCCCUAGGUUUUUUAUCCCCGGUCGUGUUGACUGCCAAAAUUCUCCUACAGAGGCUUUGGUCCCAGGGCGUCGAUUGGGAUGCACCUCCCCCCCGCGACAUAUUCGAAGAUUGGAGUUCGUUUUCGUCUCAGCUGGACAGUCUUUCUGGGCUGACAAUCCCUCGUCGGGUACUGCCUAGCAAUGGCGUCCAGGUGGAGACGCACGGAUUUUGUGACGCUUCGGAGCGCGGAUACGGUGCAGCCGUGUAUCUGCGAAGCGUCAGAGAGGGCCAUAUCUCUGUCACCCUUCUGUGUGCAAAGAAUCGGGUAGCGCCUUUGAAGCGAGUGUCGAUCCCCCGUCUGGAGUUGUGCUCCGCGUUGCUGCUCGCCCAACUCGUAGAUUUCGUCCGAUCCACUAUAGCCUCUGAGUUGACUAUCACGAGAGUAUUCGCCUGGAGUGACUCCAAAAUUGCGUUGUCUUGGAUAAAGUCCUCCCCUAAUAGAUGGAAAACUUUUGUGGCCAAUCGCGUGUCCCUCAUUCAGGACAUCAUUUCCCGUAGUUCCUGGCAUCACGUCGCCGGUUCAUCCAACCCUGCUGACUGCGCAUCCCGAGGGCUUUUCCCCGAGCAAAUAUUAAUUCACCCCUCUUGGUUCUGUGGUCCCCCCUGGUUACGUCUUCCGGUGGAAGAGUGGCCCACCUCCGACUUCACCCCCGGAGACGAUCUGGAACUGGAACGUAAACCAGUGUUGACUUGUGUGUCCACCCCUUUAGUUGACGCGCUUGGAGAACUGUUAACCCGUUUCUCGUCGUUACGAAAAAUUGAGAGGAUCCUGGCUUAUUGUGGUAGGUUUCUAAAUAAUUGUCGUACCCCCGUUCCGAAGCGAGCGCUUGAUAAUUUGUCUUUUGCGGACACGUACCGCGCCCGCACGUUGCUGACAGGAUACGUCCAACGUGAGGUGUUCGCCGGUUUGUUGAAGUGUCUUCGAAACGGUAAACUGUGCCCCAAACCUUUACGCUCCCUAUCGCCCUUUAUCGACGAGCACGGUCUCAUUCGAGUCGGUGGCAGACUCCGAGGUUCUGCGUUGUCUUUCGACGCAAAACAUCCUCUUCUACUACCUCGAGACCAUCGCUUUACCGAACUCGUGAUCGAAAAGUUCCAUAAGGAAAAUUGCCAUCCGGGCCCCCAAUCGUUGUUGUACCAGAUUUCACAACAAUUCUGGAUUUUGUCCGCCCGCAGAGCAAUUCGUCACACCCUAUCGCAGUGUUACCGAUGCUUCCGUGUCCAACCUUCUUGUGUACAGCCAUUCAUGGCUGAUUUACCCCCCGUUCGUGUAUCGCAAGUCAAGCCAUUCGCGCAUAGCGCGAAGGCGCGGCGCUAA
Molecule: messenger RNA, 3408 nt
Organism: Cylas formicarius (sweet potato weevil)
Lineage: Eukaryota; Metazoa; Arthropoda; Insecta; Coleoptera; Brentidae
Exons: 5
Coding region: 1-3408 (1135 amino acids)
Source: RefSeq, a predicted model, not a curated record